Symbiodinium pilosum is the source of this 1112-nucleotide messenger RNA. The record is from the annotation of a GenBank genome assembly. Lineage: Eukaryota; Dinophyceae; Suessiales; Symbiodiniaceae.
GCCAGCUUUUCCAUCCGGAGCAACUCAUCUCCGGAAAGGAAGAUGCUGCAAACAAUUUCGCUCGCGGACACUACACGAUCGGAAAAGAGAUCGUUGACCUGGUUCUGGACCGAAUCCGCAAGCUCGCAGACAACUGCACAGGACUCCAGGGCUUCUGCGUGUACAACGCAUGCGGAGGUGGAACUGGAUCCGGUCUCGGCUGCCUGAUGCUGGAGAGGCUGUCUGUGGACUAUGGAAAGAAGAGCAAGAUCUCCUUCACGGUCUGGUGCUGCCCGCAAGUUGCUACUGCGGUCGUCGAGCCUUACAACACAGUCCUCUGCGUGCACUCCCUCCUCGAGCACACAGACGUGACGAUCAUGUACGACAAUGAAGCGUUGUACGACAUUUGCCGCAGGAAUCUCGACAUUGAGCGCCCGACCUACACCAACCUCAACCGUCUCAUUGCGCAGAUCAUCUCAAGCUUGACAGCAUCGCUUCGCUUCGACGGAGCCCUGAACGUGGAUAUCACGGAGUUCCAGACCAACCUCGUCCCAUACCCCCGUAUCCACUUCAUGUUGACCUCCUAUGCUCCGGUCAUCUCUGCGGAGAAGGCCUACCAUGAGCAGCUGUCCGUGGCUGAGAUCACCAUGUCUGUCUUCGAGCCGGCAUCCAUGAUGGUCAAAUGCGAUCCACGACAUGGCAAGUACAUGGCCUGCUGCAUGAUGUACCGCGGUGACGUGGUGCCGAAGGAUGUGAACGCCGCCGUGGCCACCAUCAAGACCAAGCGCACCAUCCAGUUCGUUGACUGGUGUCCUACGGGCUUCAAGUGCGGCAUCAACUACCAGCCACCGACCGUGGUGCCCGGCGGUGACCUGGCCAAGGUCAUGCGAGCUUGCUGCAUGAUCUCGAACAGCACAGCCAUUGCCGAAGUCUUCUCCCGAAUCGACCACAAGUUUGACCUCAUGUACUCCAAGCGUGCCUUCGUCCACCACUACGUCGGCGAGGGCAUGGAGGAGGGAGAGUUCUCUGAGGCUCGAGAGGAUUUGGCGGCCUUGGAGAAGGACUACGAGGAGGUCGGCAUCGAAACAGCGGAAGGUGAGGGAGAGGAAGAGGGCUAUGGCGACGAGUUCUGA